GUCGCUUGCUCUUUCAGUAACACAGCGGUGAGGCGUGUCGCUUGCGCUUGUGUGCAGGAACACGGACCAAAAAAUAGCAACUUUGCCCUCCGUGCUUAGCUGACGGUUCGGGGUCUAUUAUAUCGCGUGACGCGUUCAUCAAAGUGUCAAAACUACCUCCAGCCCAAUGAAACAAAGGCGUAGCCGACCACAGCCGUGCAUUUGCUAUUUAUUGACGGAAAUCCGUGGCUGAAGUGGCAAGAACAAGGGCGAUGGCGGACGUUGAGCGAGCAUUCUUUAGGGUCGAGGGCCUGUCGGGACCCCAAUGGGCUUCCUGGUCCGGCAUGACCUUUGAUCUCGCACGAGGCGAUAUUCUGUUGCUCCGCGGCGAGAGUGGCUCAGGGAAAACUACAUUGCUCAAGGCUCUCGCCGAUCUUCUGCCAAGCGACGGAGGCAGCAUCGUGCUCCAAGGGCGGCCACAUGCAUCCUUGCCGCCGCAUAUAUAUCGUUCCCGUGUCCUAUACGUGCCUCAGCGACCGUCGAUUCUACCAGGGUCACCGCGUGACUUCCUCGAUAUGGUGUACGACUUUUCCGCGAAUCGCGACCUUGGACCGCUUCCGGAAGUGGAAGACCUGAGCGAACGAGAUACAGAGGCUGCUGUGACGGCCGACGGUGCAUCGCUGAAUGCACAUGGAUGGAAGAUCGAAGAAGCAGAAAUCCCUCUCGAGAGUACGAGCACGGCAGACGACGCAAGCAGCAUUCGUUCUGGUUCAUCAGCGCGCAACAACUCGAGAGACAGGCCCACAGUUGACACGCGGUCCCUGCGUCGCGCCGCCAGCAAAAGCUUCUCGCGCGCGCCAACAAUACCCAACGACCCAAUCUUCCUGUCUAGUGCCGAGUGGGGCUUGCCGACAAGCGUGUGGGAUCGCGAGUGGAGCCAGAUCAGUGGUGGCGAGGCGCAGCGGGUGGGCCUUGCGGUACCGCUCUGUCUCAUCGGUGGCAAGCGAAAAGGCGAUGGCGUACUAUUGCUCGACGAACCAACAUCCGCACUCGACAGUCGCACGGCAGCCGCCGUGGAGAAAACGCUACUCCUUUCACGGACUGCUUUGACCCUCAUUUGGAUCACCCACUCCGAAGACCAGGCAAGACGAAUCAUCACGCUCGUAGACGAGGAUAAUCACCGUCGGCGAGGUUCACCAGCAAAGUACGACGAUGACCUACCGCGGGAACGUAAAGUGUUUGUACUGUCCUUGUCAGCAUCGUCGCUCCAAAACUAAAACUAUUACGUGGAAAGGCAUCUCAUGCUGUCUUGUAUGCAAGU
Messenger RNA from Tilletiaria anomala UBC 951, 1300 nucleotides. RefSeq names its product P-loop containing nucleoside triphosphate hydrolase protein. NCBI's taxonomy places the organism in Eukaryota, Fungi, Basidiomycota, Exobasidiomycetes, Georgefischeriales, Tilletiariaceae. The transcript is spliced from 3 exons. Gene Ontology annotation, molecular function: ATP binding; ATP hydrolysis activity. The record is from RefSeq and is a predicted model, not a curated record. The coding region runs from base 252 to 1256 and encodes 334 amino acids.